UUUUAUUAUUGUUAUCAUUUAAAGAACAAAUUGCAAUUUUCUAAAAGUAUGCAUUAUUGGUAACUAUUUAUUCAAGAAUGAAUACGUCUGAUAAUCAGAACAUAAGUGACUUUUCUGUUCUUGAGGACUCUGUUGACAGUGAUCCAACCACAAAUCUAAUCGAGGACGAUAUUCAGUGUGGGCUUAUAUUUUUCAGUGAGGCAACAAGAGUUCUGAAGUUUUGUUGCACUUAUUGUGAAAAAGUUAGCGAAAAUAUAAAUUACUUUUGUCAGCAUUUAAGUGAACAUAUAAACGAUGAUGAAAAAGAAAUCUUGCCCCAAGAAUUCAAUGCUGGCAUUAUGCCUGAAGAUUCUAUGGAUGACGACGCAUCAGCAACACGCGAGGCGGUAGUUUAUGGAGCUGGAUCAAAUCAAUCUCUGCUACCAUGCGACUUAGCUGGUUUUGAUGAAUCGAAAAUGGUUGUGGAGGAAUUGGAUGAAGCGGAGGAAAUAGCUGCAGAAGUGGAAGCUGAAAUGCGUCAAGAAUUAGAAGGCGUCCAAAUGUAUGCAAAUGAUGAAAAUAGUUGCCCAGAAGACUUCUUUGGUUACGUACGAACGAAUGAAAAUCAUUUGAAAACGGAAAAUCAGAAAGAGGAACAGAAGUCCUCCAAUGACUUUAGAAAAACUUCAAAAGGACACGAUAAAAUAAUGCAAUUUAAAAAUUCCAAAAAGAAAAAACGAGUAACUACAGUAAAGGUGAUUGCUUUGAAAAAUAGAGUAGCAGAGCUUUAUGAACGUAUUAAGCUUGAAGAAGAGCGCCGGUCUCGAAUUAAUACUACAAAUUCUGAAUCUUGCGAUGUACCUAUGGAUGAGGAAAAAAAUGUUGUCGAAGAAAAUGAAACGACCGUUGAAGAAAGUACAGAACCGGUCCGCCAUAUAAUUGGCGAAACGGUUAUUACUCUGCUCCCACAAACUGAAUCGAAAGUUGAACUAUCCACAUUCAGCGGUAAUGUAGUGCCAAUGAUAAAUAACAUAAACAGACAAGACAGCACCGAUGAUAAGACAACUUGUCCUGCUUGUGGAAGGAAAUUCAGAAGUGCCUUUAGCCUUACAAUUCAUAAGCGGACACAUUAUCUGGAAUCUGACAGCAAUGUAAAAUUGGCUCACAAAUGCUCCGACUGCGAUCAGUUGUUUAAUAAAAUUCCGGAUUUAAAAGAUCAUAUUCAACAAGUUCAUUAUCCUGAUGGAUUUAUAUGCAAAAUAUGCAAUAAAAAACUUACAAGUCUCACCCUUUUGGAGACCCACAUGAGAAAAGUGCAUCUUUCGAGACCAUUUAAUUGUGAAAUUUGUCGAAAGAACUUCGACACCCGCGAUCGGUUUGAGGAGCAUGUUAAAGCGCAUGUAUCCGGUCAACCAUAUCGAUGCCACAUAUGUGGCCGAAAAUACAGUACAGAAUGCAUACUUAAGCAGCAUCUACGUAGACACAAAGAGCAAAUUCCUCAAUGUUGCGUGGUAUGCGGAAAGAUGACAUUGCGUAUAACACAGCAUAUGAAAAUUCAUGCGCCGAGACCGAAAAGGAUACUAAGUUGCAAAGCAUGUGGUAAAGUUUUCAAUUUCAGUUCAGGUUUGAGUCACCAUUACAAAGUAAUGCAUAAACUACAGAAAUCUCCUACGAAACUGAAGCAAGAAAAUGAAGCUCAAAUACCAACUGAUCAAGAGGAGAUCAAAACAGCAUUAGUGGAAUUGAAAGAAGAGGCAGAAAUAACAGAAAACUCUGAAGAAAUCAUACAAAAAGAGGAAGAGGCAAAACGAGUUAUCGUCGAACUUAUACAAAAUGCGACGUAUACUUCAUUUUUUCCGGAAAAUUUUAAUAGUUCGAUGGAUUCUGGGCCACCAAUUGCACGUGAAGAAACGAUUUCGGCUGUAAAUAGCAUUGUAAAUGAAGAAAACUCAUGAAAGAAGUAAUGUUUACAAAUUAAUUUGUAGAAAUAUUUUGUAUGUGUUGGUAGAAUAAUGAUUAUAAAAAAAAAACUUAAAUAAAUAUCAAAUAUAAAUAAAA
This is a messenger RNA of Bactrocera neohumeralis, 2037 nucleotides long. RefSeq names its product myoneurin-like. NCBI's taxonomy places the organism in Eukaryota, Metazoa, Arthropoda, Insecta, Diptera, Tephritidae. The transcript has a single exon. Gene Ontology annotation, cellular component: nucleus. The record is from RefSeq and is a predicted model, not a curated record. Bases 78 to 1934 code for a protein of 618 amino acids.